UGUUUGUUUACUCUGAUGGGAGUUGUGCUGGAAGCUGAAAUGUCUGUAAAAAGUGCAAAGGGAGGUCCAGAGAGCCGACCGUCCUCUGCUGCCAGCGUAUCUCCACGAGGAGGGAGGGCUGCGGCAGCUGGAAAAUCGCCCGCUAUGGGGAGAUUCAAAAACAAGGCCCUUCAGCUUAGCCUCUCCAAGAAAUUCUGCUCCAAGUACUCCACGAAGGAGAAGGCGUCUGAGGAAGAGGAGAGCAAGAGGAAGAGUAAAAGGAGCCUCAGCAACAGCUCCAUGGUGGCAGCUGCCUACAUCUCCUACCUAAAUAAACUUUUUGGACAGGAGAGGGAGCUGAUGCCGCUGGAGCUCGAUGAGCUUCAAGAGGCCUUUAAGGAAUUUGAUUAUGACGCGGAUGGCUUCAUCCAUUACAAAGACAUCGCAGACUGCAUGAGGACCAUGGGCUACAUGCCCACGGAGAUGGAGCUCAUCGAGAUCAUCCAACAGAUCAAGAUGAAAUGGGGCGGUCAUGUAGACUUUGACGAUUUCUGUGAGUUAAUGGGACCACGAAUGCUGGCUGAGACGGCUCACAUGGUCGGGCUAAAAGAGCUGCGCUGUGCCUUCAAACAGUUUGACUGUGAUGGAGAUGGAAAGAUCACACUGGAAGAACUGAAGGAGGGCAUGAAGACUCUCCUCGGGGAGAAGCUGAAAAAAGGGGAACUGGAGGAGAUCCUGGGCGAUAUUGACCUCAACAAAGACGGCAGCAUUGACUUUGAUGAGUUUGUCAUGAUGCUUUCUGCACGAUGACCUCCGACAGAAAGAGGAGGGAACAGGAUCCAGGGGCAUAAAACGAUCGAUGACUCCCGCCUACUUCCUUCAGUUUCAGCUCUGUGGCUUUACAUGCUGAUUAAUCAACACGUGAAGUUAUAGGCACGUCUGUACAACCAUCUCGGAAAGCUAAGGUUGAGUCAGUGAAGUGGGUAAAGGGUGAGUUAUGCAAUCCUUAUGUAUGAGACCAAAAUGCUGUAAGGUUGCCCCCAUGUGGGGAAAAAAUGUACAGAUUAAUCAAACCUGAAUUUUUUUUUAAAAAGUUUCUUUUCAAUGUUUUUUUUUGAUACAUUUUUUAUAUUUUUUGUCACUUUCCUUGUACAUAUGGGCUUUAUUGAUACAUUUCACCUACUGUCUAAUGUCUUCAAAUGUAAUAAACACACAAAAGAAGUCAUUUAAAAAAAAAUAACGACUGGAGUUUAUGUUUGGAAAAAAAAGUGCAUUUAUUGUUGAAAAAUGAUAACUUAAAACAUUUUAGCAAAAAGCAAGAUCUUUCGGAAAAAGGCUUUGUACAAAUGAUUUACAUAAAACACCAUUAACUUAUGUAUUUUUAUUUUUAUUCUCACAAUUUUUAAUAGGUAAUGUGAAGACACAAAAGCUUAAAUUCACUGAAAAAAAUGUAAAUAAAAAACAAACGUUCAUGCUGUGGCAAAAAAACAAAAGGAAUGGUAACCAAGCCAAUGCAUUAUGGUACAGAAUCCCCUAAUGUAAUGUGGUGCAAGGCAAAUGCAGCUCUGCAGGUACCUUCCUCUUUCCCCACCCAGCAGCUUUAAUGAAGAAUAACAUACAUUCCUUUGAUGUAUUCUUGAUCUUCUUUCGACUCGUCAGAAUAUUGCCAGUACUCCCUAGUUUUCAUAGUAUUCUCAAAGUAGGAAUAUAUUCUAGAUUAUAUUAAUCCUUGGGAAUUUUUGAGGGGGAAUUAUCAGGAAAACGAGAAGACUAAUGUAUGGACUCAACAACAUAGACGGAGGGGGUUAAUAAUCACAUGUCAAAUUGAGUAUAUCGCUCAUGUUGCUAUUGCAAUUACAAUCCAUAAUUGAUCACCUUUAUACUCAGACUCUUUGCAAUGGCUUGUCAUAAAUGCUGCUUGAACCAGAUAUGGUCUGCUGUGCCUUUAAUUCAAUAAAGCCAACUGCGUAGCAGGGGUUAUGUCCUAUUUUCUUCCUUUUUGUAGAGCAAAUAUCCCACUGACACUGCACAGGAACCAGACCCACAAUGUUGUUUGGUUAAGAUGACCGGACAGCACACACACACACGCACACACAAAAACAACCAAACAAAAAGCAAAACAAAACUCGGAGGAUUCAGUAAGACAAAAAAGACAAAUAAAACAUCAGAUUUCAGGAUCACACUGUUAAGAAACUGGAAGAAACUUAAAAGUAAAAACAAAACAAAAACAAGACGGGAAGAAAAACAGAUCAUCUCAAUUUUGUGGAAACAGGUUCGCUGCCACUCAGAGGAGGCAGCAAUGGAAGUUUGUGCGUGUCAAGCGUGUGAAAGGAGAGUGAAAACUUGAAAGAAAUACUUUUAUCAGUGCUGGGUACACAUACAUAAACCUGUGGAUGCACUUAGGAACGCACACAUUUUUCCUCACACGUUGAAGCCUCAAUGUGCCAACUUUAAAGUGAGGUAUAGCUGUGUGUAAUAAACUUUUUUUUCCCCCCACUUUCCAACUUUCAGCAUUUAGGAUUCUGUUCCGCCCUCUUUCAACUUAAAAUACAUCUUAUUGUCGCUCUUUUACUGGUUUAAAAAAAAAAGCAGUUUUACUUUAAUUAGACCAGUUGUAAAAAAAAAAAAAAAAAAA
This is a messenger RNA of Poecilia reticulata (guppy), 2614 nucleotides long. RefSeq names its product calcium binding protein 4 (gene cabp4). Gene Ontology annotation, molecular function: calcium ion binding; calcium channel regulator activity. NCBI's taxonomy places the organism in Eukaryota, Metazoa, Chordata, Actinopteri, Cyprinodontiformes, Poeciliidae. Gene Ontology annotation, cellular component: cytoplasm. The record is from RefSeq and is a predicted model, not a curated record.